AUUAUUGUUGUCUUAAUUUUCGACGCGAGCGGACGUGUUGCGGGUGUUCGCUUUGCGGGAAAUUCGAAUGAGUUUGUGGGCAGGGUAUCGGAGGGAGGUUUGAUUUUUUGGCCAAGCAAACAAAAAAUCAACAUUCAAACAUUCGAAGGAAAAAAAAAACGCUCAGCCGUGCCGUACUCGUCGCUGACGUUUAAAAAGUUUACAACAAAUGGAUGCCCCUUCUCCCGCCUACUCUGUUGACAAAUACGAGAAAAUACAAGAUUUUAGUGCAAAUAAAUUUGUUAAGUAUCUCGGCGCGCGCGUACUGUGAGAUACUUUCAAUUCGGAUGAGAUUUUGGUCCCAGUGAAUACACAAAUUAAUACGGAAAAAAGAGAGUGCAUAACUAAACAAGAAAUGAAAAGAAAUCAACUUAAAAAUUUAAAUAAGUCGCAGUCCCAGUGAAAUGUAGUCCCACCCCCUCUGCCUCUGAUGCCUAUUUGUGUGCUCUGUAUUUGUGUGGCCACAGCAGCCGCAAUAGCUGGUGCCAGUAUGUGUGUGUAUCGAAAUUGCAUAAAUCUGAAACUCAAAGCAGGCAAUAACAAUAACAACAACAACAAUUGUGAAUUAAAGUUAAUUGCUUAAAAAUGUUGUCAAUUCAAAUUGUUGUGGCUUCAAGUCAGCCGGAACAAUUGAAGAGCAAACAAAAUCGUUUUGCUGCAUUUUGAAUUGGCGAAGCCAAUCUGAAAAAUCGAUCGGACCUAGAAGUGAGGGUGAGGUAAAACGACGAUGACGCGGAUGAUGAUGAUGAUGAUGAUGCCGCUACAAUUGCAAAUUUAACCAAAGAUGCCAAAAUGAAAGCACUCGCUCAUUAAACAACUACUUAAAUAGAAGAGAACGAGAGAGAGAUAGAGCCAAACGCGGAAGGACACUUUGUACAAGGACUAUGUUAAAAAUUUGACGAAAAUGUCGAAGAUUAGAGGACGCAUCCUGGUACCACUGCCCAAUACUGGAGCUAUGGGACGUAAGCGCAAUAAUUUCUAUAUGCGCAGCAUCUUUGUAUUUGCUCUCUGCAUUUUUGGUCUACUGCAGUAUCAUAAUUUCAACUACCUGGAUAGCCGGGACACUGUUUUAAGUGAUGCUGUCACCAAUGACUCAGAAGAUGCCAUCUUGGCCAUGGUACCGGCUCCAUUGCACAAAUAUUUGACUCCGCAUACGCGUAAUCACACUGCUGCAGCUACAGCAGUUGGGGCUAUGUUUUUGAAUUCCACCAGUGCUGGUGCUAUGGCCACAGCUACUACACUUAAUUUUGAUGUCUAUCAUCCGCCAAAUAUGACGGAAAUUAAACGUCAAAUAAUCCGUUACAACGAGAUGCAGUUGGUCCUAAAUGAGGACAUCUUUGGACCGCUGCAAAACGAUUCUGUGAUAAUUGUCAUCCAGGUGCACACGAGAAUCACGUAUUUGCGUCAUUUAAUUGUGAGUCUGGCCCAGGCCCGUGAUAUAUCCAAGGUGCUCCUUGUCUUCUCACAUGAUUAUUAUGACGAUGACAUCAAUGAUCUGGUGCAGCAAAUUGACUUUUGUAAAGUGCUGCAAAUCUUCUAUCCAUAUUCCAUACAAACCCAUCCCCAUGAGUACCCUGGACUCGAUCCCAACGAUUGUCCCAGGAAUAUGAAAAAGGAUCAAGCUUUAAUCACAAAUUGUAAUAAUGCGCUUUAUCCGGAUCUCUAUGGCCAUUAUCGUGAGGCCAAGUUUACUCAGACCAAACAUCAUUGGUGGUGGAAAGCGAAUCGUGUAUUCAAUGAGCUGGAAGUGACACGUUUCCAUACAGGUCUGGUUUUGUUCCUAGAGGAGGAUCAUUAUGUGGCCGAGGAUUUUCUUUAUAUACUGGCCAUGAUGCAACAACGCACCAAAGACUUGUGCCCACAAUGCAAUGUCCUUUCGCUGGGCACUUAUCUGAAGACGUUUAACUAUUACACCUAUCACAGCAAGACUAACAAGAAAUCCUAUGCUUCCUCGCUGAUCUCAACAAACAGUCUAUUAGGAUUCAAUAGGAACAAUAAUAACAAUAACAACAAUAAUAAUAAUAAUAAUUAUAACAAUAGAAAUUCAAUGCAAUCCACAUCAUCUGCGCAAUCAUCGUCAUCAACGAAAUCAUUAAAAAAUGUUAAAGUCUAUGUGGGCGACACUGUUGAUGUCAGUGACCAUGCUGGCGGCCACAAAAAUAGCAAGAGAUCGAACCACAUCGACACUGUCACCGCCACUGCCCCAUCUGACAACAAUAAUGAGAAUAGCAAUAAUAAUAACAAUAAUAAUAAUAACAAUCUUAACAAUAAAAAUGGUGCACAAACAUGGAACUAUCAUGUCCUGCCAUCAUUGUAUUCCGUCUAUCAGAAGGUGGAAGUGAUGCCUUGGAUAAGCAGCAAACAUAAUAUGGGCUUUGCCUUCAAUCGCACCACCUGGAUGGGCAUACGGAAGUGUGCUCGUCAUUUUUGCACAUACGAUGAUUAUAACUGGGAUUGGUCAUUGCAGCAUGUAUCCCAGCAGUGUUUGAAACGCAAACUCCAUGCCAUGAUAGUCAAAGGACCUCGUGUCUUUCACAUAGGCGAAUGUGGGGUUCAUCAUAAGAACAAGAAUUGCGAAUCCAAUCAGGUUAUCUCCAAGGUUCAGCAUGUCUUACGCAUAGCCCGUAAUUCACAUCAACUUUUUCCCCGCUCACUCACUUUAACCGUGCCCAGUUUGGUUAAGAAAUCAAAGCUACGUAAGGGCAAUGGCGGCUGGGGUGAUCUAAGAGAUCAUGAGCUAUGCCUAAACAUGACACUGGCAACGAGGUUCCGUCCAGGAUUGAGGUCAACUAAACUGCAAGGCCAUGUUUUCUAAACGAAAUUAAAACCAAACUCAAAACUCAAAAAAAAAACUAAUUCCCAAAUUGUGCCGAACAAAAAAAUACAAAAACAAAUGAAAAAUAAAUCAAUUUAAAUAGAACAAAGAGAACGCAUCAACUAGUCAUAGUAAAUAAACCAAGCACAUGGCUGAAAAAUAGAACAAAACCAACAAAUAUAUAAAUAAUAAAAAUACGCAUAAAAUUUUCUAACUAUAGAAAUAUCUUUAAUGAUGAAUUGAUAUAAUUAUUUUGUAAGCAUUGUAAAUAGUGAAAUUUUGUUGUAUAAAUCUCAUAAGUUCUUUUUAACAUAAUAUUAUAACAAAAAAGAAGAAACCUUUAAUCUUAUGUAAUUUGUUAUUUUUCCAAUUGUUAGUUCAAAGCGCUUUUAUGUAAUAGGAAUUUUUAAUCAAUUGAAAA
Molecule: messenger RNA, 3275 nt
Organism: Drosophila willistoni
Lineage: Eukaryota; Metazoa; Arthropoda; Insecta; Diptera; Drosophilidae
Gene: Mgat2
Product: alpha-1,6-mannosyl-glycoprotein 2-beta-N-acetylglucosaminyltransferase
Exons: 12
Coding region: 944-2854 (636 amino acids)
Biological process (GO): protein N-linked glycosylation; oligosaccharide biosynthetic process
Cellular component (GO): Golgi membrane; Golgi stack
Molecular function (GO): alpha-1,6-mannosylglycoprotein 2-beta-N-acetylglucosaminyltransferase activity
Source: RefSeq, a predicted model, not a curated record